Messenger RNA from Daldinia decipiens, 2222 nucleotides. RefSeq names its product putative O-methylsterigmatocystin oxidoreductase. Gene Ontology annotation, molecular function: oxidoreductase activity, acting on paired donors, with incorporation or reduction of molecular oxygen; monooxygenase activity; heme binding. The transcript is spliced from 2 exons. The coding region runs from base 347 to 2020 and encodes 557 amino acids. Lineage: Eukaryota; Fungi; Ascomycota; Sordariomycetes; Xylariales; Hypoxylaceae. The record is from RefSeq and is a predicted model, not a curated record.
UCUCCUAAGCUCCGAGCAUAGAAUAUAUCCAAUCAGAAUUCAACAAGGACUAGUCCUUUGGAAAUAAUGCAGGAAAUUGUUCUAUUCGCACCUUAGGAGAUAUUAAUUCUCGCGAGGCAAGCGUCAUAAAGUACAGCUUGACAUAGGACACAUGAUGAAGGCAGCUGUGAGUUCCGACUUACCGGCGUUCUUUAGCAUAUCGACUCGAUGUAAAUAGCCUUCGAGUAAUCCGUAAUUGGUUUCCAUCCUUCAUUCGUACUUAAUAUCCAUUCAUAUCCAUUAGAAUUCCAACUUCAUAAAAGAUCGACUUACAUGAGCCACUAAGUUAGAUAAUUUAUGCGACAAGAUGAGUUCGACAGUUGUAUAUCCAAGGGACCCAGCUGCCACCAUGACCAACGUCCUCGCCUUAUAUCACACCCAUAAGCUUCUUUUCUUGGCAGGUCUUGUCGCCGUGGCAUGUUUAGUGGCAUGGCUUCGCCGGGAUAGACGUCUAGAAAAAAUGCCUGGGCCUAGAGGAAACCCGUUAAUUGGAAUCGGUACCAGCUUACCUCCAAAGGCGCAUAUCCGCUUUCGGGAAUGGUCCGCCAAGUAUGGCGAUGUUUUCAAGUUGAAGGUGGGCUGGUACAAUUGGGUGAUCAUCAACAGCCCAGAAGCGAUCCACGAAAUUCUGAUUAGACAGUCCUCAAGUACUUCGUCUAAAAUGCCUGCUCCUAUUGGACAUGAUGUAGUCGCCGGUGGGAUGCGGAUGUUUACCUUGCCGUACGGAAGCAAGUGGCGAGCUUUUCGCACCAUCUCGCACCAACUUCUCUCAAGUACAAUGACUGCCACAUUUAUCCCAUCUCAGGAAUAUGAGGCCAAGCAGCUACUCUUCGACUUGGCCACGGAUCAGAGCGACUUCCUCAUGCACGUACGCCGCUUCGCCUUCAGUAUCAUGCUUACUAGUACCUACGGAUUACGCGUAAAGACGUGGGAUGAUGAGGACGUACAUCAUGCCUUGGAGAGUGCCCGCAUCCUUGGCAAGAUAACGCAUGCGGGUGUGUUCAUCGUCGAUGAGCUGCCCAUCUUGGCGCAACUUCCUACGUGGCUACAACCGGGGAGAAAGCGUGCCGAGGGCUACGCAAAGCCGCUACUUGAUGCCAAGAUGAUACUCUGGCGAAGAUUACAAGAGCAGGUUGCUGCCGGAAAAGCACCGGUGUGUCACGCACGCGAGAUGAUGGAAAACGACGACUCGUGGCGGAAACAGGGGCUCACAGACGAAGAUGCGGCUUGGGUUGCCGGCGGUAACGUAGAGGCUGGAUCGACAACAACAUCAGUUACGCUGUUGAGCUUAUUAUUGCACCUCGCAGCAAGCCCCGACGUCCAAAAAACCGCCCACGAUGAGCUUAUGCGCGUCGUAGGACCUGACCGCACCCCCGUCUUCGAUGACGUAAAAGACCUUCCUUACAUCCGCGCCUGUGUUAAGGAGGUUCUGCGCAUGCAUCCCACGCCUUUCUGGGGAAUCAAGCAUUACGCUGAUGCCGACGUUACUUACAAGGAUUAUGUUAUUCCUAAAGGCACCAUACUACUGGCCAACACGAGCACCAUCCACUACGAUCCGUCUCGCUACGAAGACCCGUUCACGUUCCGCCCCGAGCGUUACCUCGGCCAUCCCAAAUACAGCGCUGACUACGCUAACCAAAGCGACCCGUACAAACGAGACCACUUCACCUUCGGCGUAGGACGACGCAUCUGCCCGGGAUCCCGGCUCGCCGAGAAUUCCCUAAACAUCGCGCUGGCAAAUAUCCUAUGGACGUUCGAAAUCCGCCCGCCCGUAGUCGACGGCGUUGAGGCUAAAAUGGACCUAAGCGACGACGCCUGGGAGAACACGAGUUUCCGCGGUCCGAAGCCCUUCAAGGCUCGGUUCGUGCCCCGUGCCGAAUAUAGAUCGGAGCUUGUCCAGGACCAGUGGCGCCAGGCUAUGAAGGAAGGAUAUGUGCUCAGGGGUAACAACGUUGAUGUUGAUAGCGUUGUGUCAUAUUAAUAGCGUAAUGAUGGGUUGUUGGGUUGUUGUUGGGUUGAUUGACGUUAAGUUUAAUAACUGGCAUAAUGUACCUACCUAGCAAAUGAUAAUUUGAAGAUAUUCAUGUAGUCAUUUUAUUUUCUAUUUCAUUGUUUUAAGUGUUCUUGUCGUGUAAGCAGGGGUGAAGACAGCCCCCGCACUAUAGCCAUAAUAUCAUCUAUAG